AAUCGUAUUAUAGAAGAAUUAUUUAAAUAAAUAAUAUAACUUCAUCAUUUGUUUCAAAUUAUUAGAAUUUUGGCGCCUUUCAUGAAAUAUAAUGCAGUAAUUAGUAAUGAGGUUAUAAGAUAGAUAUCGUUUAAUUUGGCAAUCCUGCUUGUCAUGUUUAUGUUGGUUUCUAUAGCAACCUAUUUGACAACAAAAUCAAAUUGGUUAUUGGAAUCAAGCCUCGAUUCCAAUACGAUUAUACUUUCCGAUUGUUAUAAACUUUAUAAUCAAGCGUAAUCGAUUGUGAAAAAGAAAAUAGUGAAAUAUUUCGAUUUUUUACUUCAUCAAAAGUCUUUUAUAUAAAUUAAUAUAUUUUGUGAUUAGCAAUAUUUUUAUUAAUGAACAAUGUAUAUACAUAUACAUGUAAUCUUAUUGGUUUAAUAUAUUUUUAAAGACAAAAUGUGAUCAAAAUGAUAAUCAAAAAAUAUCUUAUAAUUAUUUUUAUGUAAAUUUUUAACCAUCUGCACUCAUAUAACAGAUAAAAAGAUGUCUUUAUAUUUUGAUACACGGGUGCAAAAUCCAGAAACUGCUUCAAUAAGUACUCAUGCAACAUGGCAUCCUAAUUAUCCGCUGUUAGCUGUAGCAGCAUAUUCCCAAGACAAGGGAGGAUUUGUAACAGUUUAUGACGAUCAAGGAGAGCCUUUACAAGAUGUGGAAUCUUCAAGACAUUCUGUAGCUCAGGUAACUGCUCUUGGUUGGCAUCCUGAUAGAAGAUGGCUAGCUGCAGGAUGGGAAAAUGGAGAGCUACGGAUUUGGCCAGGUGAUACAGGUACCACUGAAUUUAAUGUGAUAAUAACACCUCAUCAUGAUCCUAUAACUAUUUUACAAUGGAGUCCACAUGGAAGUCGAUUGGUAUCAGCGGAUGCUGCUGGUUCUAUGAUAGCUUGGAAAAUUGAUUCUAGGGGUCAAUUGCUUAUGGUUUUUCAUCAUGAAUUAAAAGGAUCUUUCAUACAUAUUGCAUUUAUUCCAAUGAAACCAAGCAUGGAUUAUAAUGAUUUGGCAAAAGCUGCAGUAGCUGGAGAUGAAAGAGCAUUAGAUCUAUUCAGCUAUUGGCGUCCCAGAACUGCCGCACCAACAUCUAUUACAACUCGGAAAGAUAAUCAUGUUUUUUAUAUUGGAACUUCAAAUGGAAUUAUAUAUUUUAUUGAUGCUCAAGGGCAAUGCAUGGAAGUUCUCAAUACAGAUGGUGUUACACUACACUUUUUAUUGCAUCAUCAAAUAAGAGAUUCUAUCAUAAUUAUGACAGAAGGUUUAAAUAUUGGAUACUACCAAACAGAUCCAAUUACUGGGCAAUUAACAGAAAUAACUAAGGUGAAACUUAGUGGUCGAAGUGAUAUACCUCGUACUGGUCCUGCUAUAUGUUGGGUUGGUGGUAAUACAUUAGCUGUUUUAACUGGAGAACUGGGAGUUCGUUGUUGGGAUCUUCAUACUGGAGACACAUAUGUUCUGUCACCUCCUGAUUCAUUGACUGGUAAUCUUGCCACACCUCAGGAAAUCUGUACAAGUUUAUCUUUUUGCAAAAAUAAUGAUACAUUAGCUGCUGGGACGAACUUAGGUACAAUUUAUUUAUGGAAAGGAAAAGUUGUAAAUGACUCUGAUGAAAAUCGUUGGCCUAGUAUUCCAGAGUCAUGUACAAUUCAUGGUACUGUCAAACAAUUGAUGUGGGGUGCAACCUUAUUAAGAAAUCCCCUUCUAGCGGUUAACUGUAUUACGAAUGUUUUUAUUUUACAUCAACAAUCAAUGUGUGCUGCAUACAAUGACGGGGUAUGUGCAAGCCAGCUUAGUCCAACACAAAUUUUACUGGAGGUAGACGGAAAAGUGCAUACACUCAAAACCGACAUUCAAGUACAGAUUGUUGCUGUGAAUAAAGAAUAUGCAGCUGUUUCGUCUAGUAGACAAAUUGUAGUUUAUAAGAUUAAUAAGGAUAAUAUGUUAAGUGCAAAUAUUAUAGGAAGUUUUGCUUGUGAUACUGAAAAGAUAUUGAUUUAUGAACACACAUUGAUUAUCUUGACGCCAUUCGUUAUUCAAUUGCGCUCAACAGAAGGUACUGUUACACAAACAUUACCUACAAUGCCGGAGGAAGGAGAACCAAUUACUAUGGACCUUACGGGUCGAUAUUUGACAGUCGCUUCAUUAAAUGGUAUCUUAAAAAUUUGGGAUUUAAGUAAAAGGGAAAUCGAACUACAUACUAGGGCUAUGGCAACAUACGAAGCUAUUAAUGACUUUGCUGAAAUUAUUGAAGCCAAAUGUAACUCCGAUUGUCGAUGUGUGUCUAUUACUGUUGCUAUGACCAAUCUAAUGCCUAGUUCAAUUCUUUAUGUAUGGGACAUAGAAAGUGAUCAAAUGCAUGAAUUUGAUUUUGCCAGGUCAGAUGAUGUGAUCGAUGAUGAAUCUGCACUAGCUAUGAAAUGUAGAGGUAGAUUGGUUACCGCUCAUUGCUGGGAUUUUGAAGAUCCCAGACUCUUAGUUUGUCGUGCACAAAAAUUGGAAACAAGAGAAUCUAAAACAUCAUCAAAGUCAACCAAAAUUGAUGACGAAGCCGCUGUAGUAUUCGUUUCACUAUUUGCUACUUCUGAUUACGGAAUUGCUAUUCAAGACGUAAAAUCAAUAGAAGACGAGAACUGCAGAUUAUUGGGGGUACAAUCGCCCCAUAUAAUAAUUUUAAAUUCUGAACAAGUACUUGGAAAGGAUAGUAAAAUUAUGCGAUUACUUAUGAGAGACUUCGAAGAGCUUGAAGAUUGCGAUCCCGUUACUAAAAAAGCUGUUCUAGAUUUUAGUUUUCAUAUUAGUGUGGCUAAUAUGGAUGAAGCUUUUAAAGCUAUAAAAACUAUUAAAAACGAAGUUGUUUGGAAAAGUUUAGCAAGAAUGUGUGUAAAGACUAAACAAUUGAAUAUGGCUCUUCUAUGUUUGGGCCAUAUGAAACAAGCUAAGGCAGCAAAGGCAUUGAAACAAGCAAUGCAGGAUGACAGUUUAAAUUUAGAGACUAAAGUUGGUAUAUUAGCGGUCGAACUUGGAUUGUAUGUAAGUAUUCAUUUGAGAUUAACAAAGUUAUAA
Messenger RNA from Vespa mandarinia (Asian giant hornet), 3093 nucleotides. RefSeq names its product intraflagellar transport protein rempA (gene rempA). Gene Ontology annotation, biological process: intraciliary retrograde transport. Gene Ontology annotation, cellular component: axoneme; intraciliary transport particle A; ciliary basal body. The record is from RefSeq and is a predicted model, not a curated record. Gene Ontology annotation, molecular function: protein binding. NCBI's taxonomy places the organism in Eukaryota, Metazoa, Arthropoda, Insecta, Hymenoptera, Vespidae.